Porites evermanni is the source of this 9712-nucleotide messenger RNA. NCBI's taxonomy places the organism in Eukaryota, Metazoa, Cnidaria, Anthozoa, Scleractinia, Poritidae. The record is from the annotation of a GenBank genome assembly.
AAGCGAAGUAAGUUCACUCAGGGCUUGCGUUUCUACAUGCUCUGGAAAGAUUAGUGCGCUGGAAUAAGAGAAAUUAUUUCGGCCCAAACAACUUUAAGACACAGCUAAACGUGGACGCGUUGCAGCGCUGUGAGCGUCAAAGUUUUAGAAAUGGGAGUUGGAACGCGUUCUUCAGCCAAGAAAACUCAGGGUAGGUGGCAUGUUCGACCGCUCGCCCUCACGAGAGAAAACGUGUUUUGAAUGUGGGUUGUUUGGAAAUUCCUUCACAAGCUAGCGAGAAGAUUGAUAAAUUAUAAUGCUUUGAUUUCAGAAGAGGAAGAGUUAAAGGCCAAGUUGGCAAAUAGAGUCGACGCUGAGACUCAAACGGACCCUGAUAUUACGGGAGUUGACGCUGACGAUUUCGAAGAAGAUGAUGGCGAAGAAGAAUCAGGCUCGGAGAGCAGCGAAGAGGAGGAGGAUGGAGAUGGAGAAGACGCACAGUCCAAGGGUGUCGACAAGGGAACGUCUUCUAAACCAGUGCGCCGCAAAAUCAUUGAGCUGAAGUAUUAUUUUGGAGAAGAUUUACCCGAUGCAGAGCUCGACAAACGUAAGUGUGAUAUCGAUAAUUUUGCUCAAAGCACAUGGCAAACUUGCAUAAAUUAGUGAUUACAGUCUGGAAUUUUACUCCGAACGGUUCUGUUAUUUUGCGAUUUAAAAAUCUUGUUGAACGACUGUAGAGUGUCUUUUUGCAAAUUCUGGGCACAUCUCCUUAUUGCAGAUGAGGUAAAUACGUAGUUUGGAGAAAACGCGAGUUUCCAUCGUGAGUCUGAUCUCGGAUGACUCGGAAUUCAAGACAAGUCUAUUUAUAUGCGUGCUUAUAAUUGCAUACAUCACAAGGCAGGACUGUAAAGAUAGCUACAUAAGCUGAUCUAAACUCCUAACAAGAUAUACAUUCUUCUCACGGGUUCAGAGAAUAUUGCCUGUGUUUCAGCGCAAACGUUUCGCCAGCCAUGUCCUUUGUAAACAUUUUAGGCUUAGGACUAAAAUUUCUCGCUUCACACACAUUUAUUAGCAUAUGCAUGUAUUGGUUUACACUUACAGUGAAGUGAAUGAAACUAAAAAGAUCACAGCGAAAACGAAGCGAAAAACCAAUGCUUUGUUUGAUUUCAGCUAUAUUUAUACAUGAGGAAAAUUUUCGCAUGUCUCCCGAAAUUCCCACGUGAGGAAAUUUCCACUUUCAUUCGCUACAUUUUUGGUGUCACGCAUGCUAAUUUUGGAAAACCAUUCAAGUGUACAAACUACAGGGACGCUGAAUUGGCUUCCGUUGCUGUCAUUUAUAUGCGACCUACAUUUCGUUGAUUGAAAGAUAAAGAACUGGUGUUGCAGUUAACUUUAAUCGUUGCAUGGAUACUCGACAUAAUAAUUCAGCUCCAGACAGACUCUAUUGCGAUGUUUACAAAAACUUACAUGUGCUUUAGAGAAGAAAGGUUUCAUUUUCUCAUUAAAAUCCUACAUUUGGAUUGUAUACUUGUUGUAUACAGUUAAUAUUUUGGGGCCCUAGCCUACAAAAUUAGAAUUUUCCAAAACAUGUUCUCUAUAGUAUUUAACAUCUCCAAGCAGACGAUGAGGUGGUUUGUAGUGAUAGGGGCAAAUUUUUUCACAACACCCUAAGCCUAAAACUAGUUUUCAUUAAUUUAUAAGAGCUGUCUAGACCAACUUUGCAAACUUUGAGGGCCCACAACAAGAGUGACUUGUACACAUGUAAUCAAUAAGGCCUGGUAUGCAUGUGCUUACUAAGUAGUUAAUUUAGGAAUUAAGUUGAUUUGUCAGCCUGCAGGGGUGGAUCCAGGAUUUUUUAUUGGGGAGUUGGCUGACACCAAUCAGCCACUAAACUAUACGUUAUUAAAUUUAUUUUAAGUUGUCCUUUGCCCCAAAACAUGGCGAUUUAGGAAGGACAAAUUGAAGACUGUAACACUGAAACUCUUGAUGCGCCACAAAGUAGAAGAAAUAGAAGCUAAUAGUUACUACCCUAAUACAACAACAAUAACAACAAGUUUAUUCAGUAUUACCAUUUUCUACAGGUGUUACCAAUUAAAAUAACAAUAAUAAACAGCUAAGUUUAAGGAAAUGCAGAUAUAUGUUUCUUUCGUCUUUCAAAUGCUUGAAAGAUGAAAUUAGCAGCUAGCCUGCUGAUAUGUGAAUCAGUAUUGUUAAAAAGAAAACAGACUUUCACUAACACUGAAACUCUUGAUACACCACAAAGUAGGAGAAAUAGAAUAAAAUAAUUACUACCCUUGUCAGCCAAAAGUGAAGAUGAUGUCAUUCGUCUAGGGUGCAGCGCUACAAAUUUCUCACAAACCACACUUGUAAAUUGCGUUUGUUUUUCGAGUCGUUUGGUGGUUAUUGUGUUGUAGGCUUCUAUAUUCUGUAAGCUGUUUCUUAUUGCAAUAGCAAUAGCUGAACCAGUCAUUCUUGGCAGAUUACACAUGUCGAUCAGAACCCUGUGCUUUAUUGGCUUGGAUGGAUCAGCAAUGAAGUUAAACAGGCAGAGAUACCCUGACAACACUUCUUCACAACCCUGAGAAGCUUUUUCGUCCACAAUUAAUGCUAAGUGGGGAUUCCUCUCAAGGCAUUUCUGAAAAUAUUCACAUUGUGAGGCUAGAUGACUUCACAUAGUUUCCGGGAUCAACGUAUUGCCAUUUGUUUUCCCACAAAUUAUAUUUUUCUGGUGGGCUGUUCUAAAGGGGGAUGGCUAGCCACCCAAUCCACCCCCCUGGAUCUGCCCCUGACCUGAAAUUAAUGGCAGGGGUUUUGUCCUUUUCACAAAUUGUUCUGUUUAGCUAAAUGCCAUUUCCACAGAAAAGUUGGAUUUGUAAAUUUAUAUAUAAUAAAAUAUUUGUUGUUGGGUGAAUUUUCUGGAAUGGUUUAAACAGUAACAUCAAUAAAAUACUCAGCACCGUAAGCAUACUAUGUACGAUGGAACGAGGAUUGCAACACUGAAAUCAAAUUUAAUACUGUAAUCUUCCAACACCACGCAAAAACCUUAUUUGAAACUAUUGUUGGCUGGUGACGGGCAAAUGUUCGGAUGUACUGGAGAUAACCUUUUGGUCACAUAUAUGAACUUUUAAUAACAGUAUUUUUAAAAUUAUUAGUGGCCUGGUCAUCUCAACUUCUGCAAUUGGAUACUCAACUUAAUGGGUUCUCUUUUCAACCCAAAAAAGCUCUUGCUUUUGAAAAAGUUUGUCAAGAAUUUAAAAGAAAAGUGUUUUGCGAGGUGCAAUAAUCUUACCUGUAAGAUGGAAGCCAGUUGUUUGAGGGGUGAUAUAGUCACAAGUGCAAACUGUAUCAUUUUGUUUCAUGCUAGUAAUUAACAUUUUUAUUGCCUCAAUUACAAACCUCCUAUACCUUGUUAUGUUUGAUUUAACAGUGAUUCUUUACUAAUAUUUUUAUUCUUUGGUCGCUUUCAACAGUUGCACAGGCAGAGGUAAUCGUUCCCCCUGGACUUGAAGUCAAAGAAUCUAACAUUCCCAAGGCUGGUUGUGGAGUGUUUGCUAAGUGUGUAAUUCCCAAACAUGACUUUUUUGGUCCAUUUAUUGGCAAAAAGAUUCCUGCAGAGGAAGCAAAGAAGUAUAAAGACUCUCUAUAUGUUUGGGAGGUGAGACCUUGUUUUAUUUGCUUGUUAUUUAAACAACAGAACAAAAUAAUGAUGAUUGGUUGGUAGACAAUGAGGUAAGGUAGGUAAAAGCACAUACAAGCCAAAGUCCCAAUUUAGCCGGAGCUUAUCCUGGUGUCUUAAGCAUGAAGCAAUUGCCUAGGAGUAUUGCUUCUCCACCCUGGAUAGGAUGCUAGUCUAUCACAGGGUUACCCCCCAGAAGCAUGUUGCCGGUACCCAUUUAUACACCUACAGCUGUAGGUGAAGAGAGACAAAGGGGAGUUAAGUUUCUUGUCUAAGGAAACAAUGUGACGGGCGAGGCUUCAAACGCGGACCUCCAUAUCCGAAGUUUGAGGUUAACCUGCUCAACCACAUACGCCCCCACCAGUAGACAAUGAAGCUAAAUAUAAUCAUCAGUAUCUUUUUUGAGUUUGGUCAUCUGGUUCACUUAACUUUAAAUCGUGAAAGAUUAUUAUUGUUCGUCAAAAGGGUUUUUAAAGUCAAGUUUCUUUUGCAGAUGAUUGGAUCUGCCAGAAAUGGACACUGGUUUUGAAAAAGUUGUGUUAAUUUCUUGUUAAUUGCUGUCUUUUUUGAUCCUGUUUUCUAACUGUUUGACCUUUGAGAUUUGAGUUGUUAAAUGACAUUGUAGCAUACUUUGGUCAAGCCACUGGUAACAUUUCAUGCAUUAGUCAAAUUUAUUUUGUGAUCAAUUAAUUUUAUUUGAUACAGUUGUUUGUUUGUUUCCCUAAGAAUGUAAAAAUGGCAGGGGAGGAGUGGGAUCAAAAGUUUUAAUCUUCCUCUAAUAAACAUGAGGCCUGCCUUUAGAUUAUUAGAGAUACAGUUGUGGAGGAUAAAAGCAGUGUCACAAACUUGUAGGUACGAGAUGACUAUGGCAAGCUGAUGCAUCUGGUUGAUGGUCGUGAUGCAUUUCAAUCCAAUUGGUUGCGCUACGUGAAAUGCUGCCGCAGCCCAGCUGAUCAGAACAUCCGUGCUGUUCAGUAUGAUGGAAAUAUCUAUUACAUGGCAACCAAACAGGUUGAGGUUGGAGAAGAACUCCUGGCAUUUUAUGGAGAAAAGUUUGCCCGGAUGCUGGGGAUAAAAGUGCCAAAGAAAACAUCUUCCAAGGAGAAAGGUGUGUAUUUCAUCCUCUCCGUCUUACAACUAACUGCCGCCUGGUUAGCUCAGUUGCGAGAGCCCUGACCUGUCUGCCGAGCAGGAAGACACAGGUUCAAUCCGUGACCAGCUGGUCCAAGAACCAGAGUCUUAAUAACCUGGUAAGAUCAUGGAGGCUGUGAUUCAAGAUUUUGUCUCAGUUCAGAUGAUCGCAUCAUUGGGUGGUGACGUUAACUAAGCUGUUGGCUUUGUAUCCUUCAUCCUUCCUUAUCAACUGGAAAGGGGCGUGAAGGAACGAAAAGAAUUUGAAAAGAGUAGAUGUAGACCUUGUGGUGUGGUCUACAUUUCUCAUGGGGGAAGGGACCGUUACUAGCCUGCAGUGACCCUGCCAAAAAUUGGCCAGUCUAAGAAUAAUAAUUGUCCCUGUUUGUAAUUGGCUCAGGGACAUCAGGGUGAUAAAUGAAAUCCUAUUUUUUUUGCACCUGUGAAGUACACGUACAUAGUAUUGUUGGUCUGACCUCCUACCUGCAUAUUGCCGGUAUCCACCAGCCAGGCGAGUUGGGUGGGGUGGGGGGGGGGGAACUGCCAUAUAUGGGCUAUAUAGGUGUGUGCCACUGUGAAGAGUAUGGUUUUUAAGCAGUUCAAGGGAAAGGAAAUUUAGUUCGCGCUAUUGGGAAAUUUGAGUUAUCUGAGUUCGAGUUAUCAAAAUUCUACUGUAUUAUUGGUUGAAGAUUUUGGUCUUCACAAGGCAAACAGGGAACUGACACCGAAAAAAUGCAAUUGGCAAAUUUACAUGUAAGUUUACUUGCAACUCAGUUUUGUAGCAAUAAAUUAGCAUCUGAGGUUUCUGGAAAAUAGCGACUAUAGGAUAGGGAGGGAUUUUGGGAGUUUAGUCUAUGGAUAGGAUUCCCAGCUGCACAUCCCCACCCCAGAAGUCCUCAAGCAUCCCAAGAAUUUAUUGAUAAAGACCUAUCAGGACUUGAACCAGUGACUCCCAUAAAAAUGUCUCUUUUUUUUCUCAACAGAACCUGCUGAUGAAAGUUUUGGCUGCAAAAACUGUGGAAAAAUGUACAGUAACCCUGCAUCACUUAUUGGUCAUCUUAAGUACAAGUGCAAUACAGGUAUUGAAAACAUUUUAUUUUUUGCAUGAAGUCUUUAAACAAAGGACCAAAUUAAAAGCCAUUUUUUUACUACCGAAAAGAUGCAGUAUACUUACAGCUGUGCAUGUCAUGUCAAAUCAUGCCUUCACCGAUAUAUAAGCUAAGGCAAUCACAAAAAUAAUUUAAGAGCUUAGUUAAAAGCCUUUUCAUGGCUAUCUUAUUUCACUCAUCCAUUCAAUUCAAUCUUUUUCAUUUUUUCAGGACAGCAAAGGAGCAUAUUUGUACCUCAGCCUGUCGGUCCACGUGCUGCUAUUCCUAAGAUCAAGGUGACUGAAGAGUAUGCUCGCCAACAGAAUGAGAAACUAAAGAAGUUUAAGUGUGAUGAGUGUGGAAAGGCAUUCAUCCGCAAUUACACCUUACAGUGUCACAAGUUGAUUCAUACUGGUAUAAAGGAACACAAGUGCGCUGAAUGCGGCAAGGAGUUUACCCUGCUGAAGCAUCUUCAACGACACCAGCUGGUUCAUACUGGAGAGAAGCCUUACAAAUGUCACCUCUGUGGACGUGCAUUCUCCCAGCAAGGCAGUCUUCAGGCUCAUAGCCGCACUCAUACUGGAGUCAAGCCCUAUUCAUGUAAAAUCUGUGGGCGGGCCUUUGCACUGCAGUCUCCACUACUGUCCCAUAUGAGGACACACAGUCAAGAGAAGGCCUUCAAGUGUGAGACCUGCGGAAAGGCUUUCACUCACAGGAACACCUUGUCCAGGCAUGAGCUCAUCCACACUGGUGUCCGCCCAUUUAAAUGCGACCAAUGUGGCAAGACCUUUACUCAGACCAACGAUCUCAAGCGCCACAGUCGCAUCCAUACUGGUCUGCGUCCUUACAAGUGUCACAUUUGUAACAAGACCUUCACAGUGGAAUUCACAUUGGUUUGUCACAUCCGCACCCAUACUGGUGUUCGCCCUUACAAGUGUGACCACUGUGAUAAGACCUUUACCCAGCCUGGUGCCCGACUGAAGCAUGCGCGAAACAAUCACCCUGACAAGCCACUUCCAGGAAAGGUGAGUUGAACAUUAAAUUGUUGUUUUAUUUAUUUAUGUGUCUCACAAUAAUAGAAAUACAGUACACAAUGUGUAAGGUAAUUAAUGAAAAGAAGUGGAGAGGAGACCUAACAGAAACUGUAGGAGCUUUUGAGAGGUAAUAGGCCUCCUUGAACUUAAUGAGCUGUAACUGAAAGAUGGUGUAAAGUCAAAGGUAGAAAAGAUUUAUGACCGGUUUUUAUAUGUACUUAUCAAUUUUAAUCUUUAGUAUUUUCUUAAAGGAGGACAUGAAUUAAAAAAAACUUAGGUCCUUGAAAAAACAAACUGAGAACUUCUUAGUGUUUGUUCGACAGUAGGAUAGAUUGUAGGCCUGGGAAUUUCUUGUAUUGUAACGGUGGAAUUGAUUGCUUUGGAAGACUUUGUUACAAAACCUUGGAGGCGAGAAUGAAUUUUUGUGAGAAUACGUUUACUAUGAACUCCCAUAACAGUGGACAACCUCAGGACUGUGAGGUAGCCUCUGUAGUAGCAAGAAUUCAUAAUAGCUAGAGUCUAUUUCAGUCAAGGGUCUGUAAUAUUUAUUUUUGGUGGGGAUUUAGUUGCUGAUUGUGUCACCAGAGAGUCCGUAAUAGCAUUAAAUGAGAGGUGCAGGNUCACAUCCGCACCCAUACUGGUGUUCGCCCUUACAAGUGUGACCACUGUGAUAAGACCUUUACCCAGCCUGGUGCCCGACUGAAGCAUGCGCGAAACAAUCACCCUGACAAGCCACUUCCAGGAAAGGUGAGUUGAACAUUAAAUUGUUGUUUUAUUUAUUUAUGUGUCUCACAAUAAUAGAAAUACAGUACACAAUGUGUAAGGUAAUUAAUGAAAAGAAGUGGAGAGGAGACCUAACAGAAACUGUAGGAGCUUUUGAGAGGUAAUAGGCCUCCUUGAACUUAAUGAGCUGUAACUGAAAGAUGGUGUAAAGUCAAAGGUAGAAAAGAUUUAUGACCGGUUUUUAUAUGUACUUAUCAAUUUUAAUCUUUAGUAUUUUCUUAAAGGAGGACAUGAAUUAAAAAAAACUUAGGUCCUUGAAAAAACAAACUGAGAACUUCUUAGUGUUUGUUCGACAGUAGGAUAGAUUGUAGGCCUGGGAAUUUCUUGUAUUGUAACGGUGGAAUUGAUUGCUUUGGAAGACUUUGUUACAAAACCUUGGAGGCGAGAAUGAAUUUUUGUGAGAAUACGUUUACUAUGAACUCCCAUAACAGUGGACAACCUCAGGACUGUGAGGUAGCCUCUGUAGUAGCAAGAAUUCAUAAUAGCUAGAGUCUAUUUCAGUCAAGGGUCUGUAAUAUUUAUUUUUGGUGGGGAUUUAGUUGCUGAUUGUGUCACCAGAGAGUCCGUAAUAGCAUUAAAUGAGAGGUGCAGGGAAUUGAUUGCAAAUAGGUGUUGCCAGUCACAAUUUUUUGUUAUUUUUUAUGUUGUGGUGGCACCUUUAACUAGGCUACUAUUUGAACCCUUUUACUCUUAAAUGGUGAGAUGAUCUGAUAUCUAGCUUUUACUUGUCAACAUUCAAAUGAACCUCUUUGGCUAAACUUUUGCAUAUUGCGAUUUAGAUUUUAGAAUUUUACCAAAAAAAUUGAAUUUUUUAUUAUUUUGUUCACUUUUUGGGAUUAAAGAAUAUUAUAUUGGCUUAAAAACAGGAGGUGAAAUGCUGAUCUCAUAUCAUUUUUUCCUCAUGUUAUUUUAAGGAGACAAGUACAGCUACCUCAGCAAGUGCAACCACAUCACCCUCUCAAAGUGAAGAUCAAGAUGUUGAGUUGACUGAUGUCAGUGAUGAUGCUCCUGCCUCAACCGAGGUGUCCGGUGCUGAAACUCCACAGGCUGCUAAUGAUGUUGUUGAGGUGCCUUUGGAGGCUGGCUCUGUUGUUGUGGAUGUUGAAAUUCAACUGCCGUCAGCAGCUGUUGCACCAUAAGCCACUUAAAGUAGCUGCUGCAGAAUUAAUCUUAACCUUCCUCAUAGAAGGUUUUGGUUUUUUUGCUUUGGUUAUGACUUGCCCCUCCCCCCUGGCCUUUGUCUUGCGAGCUUAACCUCUUCCUUGGGUUUUAAAUGACCGUUUUUGUUUGGAGUACGGAUAUAAUUAUUUGGAACUGCCAAGCAACUGUGACUAGUUAAAAAAGUUUUGGUAGUUUGUAGAACCUCCAACAGGAUCCCUUUUUUACUCAAGCAAGAUGUCAUUGUUUUAGUGGUCAUUUUGGGUUGGUACCAAAUUAUCUUCCUUAAUUGCUGGUCUUGGGGCAAUAAUCCUUUUAAAUUUGUCCAGCUAUUUUUAGUUAACAAGUAAAGCUGGAUCAUUGUGUGCAUGCACACUGGUAAAUUUAAAAAAAAAAACUGAAAAGUUGAGCCAUGAGAGUUCUAAUGAUGAGUUAUUAUAAGCUGUUAUAAUGGUGUUAGUCGAAGAGGUGAAGGGAGGAACGACCUCUGUCAAGUAAAAAAUGUCUCAGGGCAUGUAAGCUUAUAACUUUUUACAAAGUUCUAUUUACCUUAGACCAAAGGGAAUAAAAAGACAUUCUGAGGUAUCACAAUAUCAACCUUAGAAGGGUGAAGAGAACCAGAGGUUUAUUUAGUGAUUCAUAUUUGUUAUUGGUGUAGGAAUUAAUUAAAUAGAAUUUGAAACUGAUUGUGAUAGAAUUGAUAGGUUAGAAAAUUGAUAUUGCUUCUCUCCUUAGCAUGGCAGGCCAUUGCAUGCAUACAAAGUAACUAAAGAGUAAAGGAAAUUCUGGAAAUUCGAUUUUGUAUGAUUAUACCUGUAGAUGCCAAUGAUAUUGAACUUUGCCAUGUAUCAUUCUGGCUUAUU